Molecule: messenger RNA, 249 nt
Organism: Penicillium lagena
Lineage: Eukaryota; Fungi; Ascomycota; Eurotiomycetes; Eurotiales; Aspergillaceae
Exons: 1
Coding region: 1-249 (82 amino acids)
Source: RefSeq, a predicted model, not a curated record
AUGACGGGGUUUAACUCGCGGAACCUAGCCAAACGGGGUUCCAAGCAUGCCAGGCCACUCCAACAAGGGGACCUCGUCUUCCUCCAGAGCAGCGAAAGCCAACCGUUCGCCUCAAUCCAUCCAAUGGGUCUAACUUUCUUUAUUACGGGCAGUAGCAAGCGCUUGUACUCUGUAUUCGAGUGUCUCAUCUCCGGCGAUCAUAAAGAAGUAAGCUGUGCCGUCAAUGCAGGCGACUGCCGAGGUAUAUAG